Hermetia illucens (black soldier fly) is the source of this 4364-nucleotide messenger RNA. RefSeq lists its product as uncharacterized. The record is from RefSeq and is a predicted model, not a curated record. Lineage: Eukaryota; Metazoa; Arthropoda; Insecta; Diptera; Stratiomyidae. The transcript is spliced from 6 exons. The coding region runs from base 34 to 4284 and encodes 1416 amino acids. Gene Ontology annotation, molecular function: protein binding.
GACAACUUAUUAACAUCUGUAAUAAGCAACAUAAUGUCAAGGCGAACCAGAUCCGACGCUGGAACAGGAGAGGUCCUGGAGCUUACACGAAUGACUAAAAAAGGCAUACAAGCUCUUUGCAAGAAAAAUAAACUGUACCAGACCCCGGAAUUGAACGAUGUUUUAUACCUACAUUACCAAGGGUACCGCGAUAUCGAGUGUCUUGAAGAAUAUACCGGCUUGAAAUGUUUAUGGCUAGAAAAUAACGCAAUAUCGGAAAUAGCAGGACUGGAUAAUCAAAAACAGCUUAAAUGCCUUUUUCUCAAUAACAAUCUUAUCAAAAAAAUCGAAAAUUUAGAGAACUGUCCCGAACUGGAUACUCUGAAUUUAGCCAACAAUCACAUAAGUCGCAUCGAGAAUUGCGGAGUAGACAAGCUCCCAGUUCUCACAACUUUAAUCCUUUCUCACAAUUACAUAAGAACGGCUGAGCAGUUGGAGCAAGUUGUAAACUGCAAGAUGUUAUCAGUUCUAGAUUUAGCCCACAAUCGUAUUGAGGACAUUUUGGUGGUGAAGAUUUUUGCACAAAUUCCGGACUUACGUGUUUUAGAUUUAGAUGGGAAUCCAGUUAUUAACAAAAUUCCGCAAUACAGAAAGACUUUGAUAUUGGAAUGUAAAAAUUUAACGCAUUUGGACAGGAGACCAGUUUUUCCUAAGGAUAGAGCUUGUGCUGAGGCUUGGAAACGUGGAGGGUAUGAGGAAGAACGACGAGAGCACUCCAGAUGGAAUAAGGCGGAACGAAGGAAAAUUCGGGAAAGCGUAAAUGCUACACUCCGUCUUCGUAACAGAGGUGGUGGUGACCCACAAGUCGAACUUAUUGCUUCGAGUAGCGAUGAAGAUGAUACCGAACGCUCGUCAGCACCGCCCAAAGAGGACGACGAGACGCAGCCCGUUGCUGAUACAUUGAGCUCAGAUGAGACAGUUCAAUAUGUCGAGUAUUAUGACCCUGAAUCAGUCCCGCAGCGAAAGCCUUCCCGUGAGAUUCGAAAAUGUCAAAUAUGUGGUCGGGUGGAAUGUAAUUAUGUCCACAUUGAGCAACGUUCUCCUGAUUCUAAAGUAAUUGAAGACCCAGAAAGCAUAUUAGAAAGUACGAAAUUCUUCCAGGAAGAGCACAUUCCGGAAAGUAAUAUUGAAUGUAAAGAAGAAGUUGCAAAUGAUCCAGAGGACAAUUCUUAUUCAAACACAGAAAAUAAUGCUAGAAACUUGGAGGAAAGUGACGAAUCAUCUCCAGAUGACAACGAUAAUCAACAUAAUCCGCACAAGGACGAUCUUUAUGAAAAAGCAUUUGUUAAUUAUUUGGACACUGUAGAUCGCCUUAUUUACAUUGAAUCUAAAAUAGAAGCUGAAAACUCAGCUCGGGAUAAUCUUAGCAAAAACAGCAGUGAUUCAAAUAUAACUACUUCGCAUGAUAUUAAAGAAGAAAGUGUCACUGAGAAUAAAACCAAAGUUAAAAGUAUUAAGGAGGCUGGAAAUGUUUAUGGUAUGCUUUCUGAUGAAUUAGAUGGAAAGUGUGCUGAUGGAGGAGGAAAUGCCAGAAUUAGCCCAAGGAGUGAGUCUGUUGAAGCUCAAAACCGUUUCUUAAGGAAGGCAAGACUUGACAACUUUCCUUUUCACGAGGUGGGUGGACAAGGUGAAUUAACUCCUGAGCAAACAGCUAGCAUUGAUGAGACAGCGCAAAAUAUUCUGAACCAACCAAAGGGUGAACACUCAGGUUCACAGGUUUCUGAAAUAUCCAUUGAGCCCUCCGCUGUUGAUGAAAAACAAUCGAUUGCGAAUUCUAUUGAUCAAAGUUUGGAUGAUCAGCAGAAGUCUGCUGUUAAAUUCAUUGUUGAUUCAGAUCGUGAGGCUGGAUAUAAUGAAAGGCACCCAGAGGCUGCGCUAAUGCCAAAUAUUGGCAAAAUUCCACAAUCAAGUGAAAAGAAAAAACAAGUAACAAUUAUUGCCGAGUCCGAAGUCAAUCAGGAGCGGAUGAAAAUUCCCACAACCCCAAUUCCUUGCAGAAAGGGACGGAAAAUCGAUUGGAGUCGCAUUCAGGAGAAGUCUAAAAGGACCAAAAUUGACAGAGAUAAUAGCAUGGAGGGUAUGCUAGACAUAUUUGCUGAAUGGUCUCUCCAUCCAUUAGAGGAGGAAUCAAAUAUUCAAAAUGCCUGUUCGAGACCUACUGUGGAUAAUGAAGAUAAGGAGGCACCUCUUGUGGAAGAAAAUGGAUUAUCAUCUACUCUAAAUGAGUCUGCAAUGAAUACAGUUUCCCCACCUGAAUGUACAGUUCUCUCACCAAUUCCUCAGCACAUAAUGUGUUCACCGAUACUUGAGCAUAGUUCCAGGAAUUCUAGUCCAGAAGAUAGCGACGAACUAAUUCAGGACGAAAAUGCCAACCUUGAGAGGAAAGAAGAGGACUCGCUAGAUAGUUCUUCUGAAACAGGUGGUGAAAAUAAUAACUAUGAUAACAACGUUGGCGUUCCUGUUACUACGAUUAGAGACUUUGUAAGUUCUUACGAUGCUUUCCUUCACAGCAUAGAGGGGCGUGUACAGGAUUUGAGUUUAAGGUGCAAAACAAGUUGUGUUCCUCUGAAAUACUUGAAAGAGCAACCGGUGGAAGAGUGCAUAUCUGCUGUUUUGGAUACAAAAUCGGAAGCUUCCGAUAAGGCCACAGGAGGGAUUUUAAAUGAAGAAUAUUGUGAAGAAGAAACCCUUUCUCAAGAAAAUGAGAGAGAUCAGAAUAAAGACAGAAAUUACGAAGAGCGUUUUCUUGGAAAAGAGUCAGAGAAUUGUUCUGAAGAACACUGGAAUAUGUUUGAUUCUCUGAAAGUUACAGGAAUAGAGGUUACCUCUGUACUUGACAUCCAAGAAAGACAGAAUUUGGAAUGCGAUUAUAAGUUGGAAUCUGAGCAAUCUUCCAUAACAGUUGAUAGGGAACAAAAAGUAGAAGUCAGCCAUAUCACCAGCAUUGAGAGAAACGUUGACUCGGAUACAAAUUUAGAGUUGAAUGAAGAUAUUUGUGCUGAGAAAAGUAAUUCCUGUCAAUCUGAACAUCUAAAUGAACGAAAAGUGUCUGUUUUCGGAAAUCGCAGCGUUCCUUUACAAUCUUGCGGUUAUUAUACUGACAAGGGACGACGAAAUUCUGAGAUUAUCAGUAGACUCCUUAAAAGUCCUUUGACAAAGGCGAUAACUGCUGGGGGCAUUCAGAAAAAUUUGGAAGAUACUACCGAGGAAUUAUUAAGCAUGAGUGCUGUCCAAAAAGCUAAACAAAUUAAAGAUGCUCAAGACACUGUACAUACAGUGUAUUCGCAGAAACAGGAAUAUGAAGGAUCUCUUGAAAUAAUCGAUAACAAAUUGGUUAUAAUUCCCAAAAGAACGUUAGAUGAAAAGGAUUUUGACGAAAAUGUGGAAGCUAGAGAUUUCAGUGAGUCGAAUAAGGUAGCAGUUUCGAGCGACGUGGACUAUCAAUCAGCCAGCGAAAUCAUCCUGAAAAGUAGCACUGAACAAGUUGAUUGCCACGAAAUACUUAGAACUCAACCAGGUGGUUCAAUAUAUUUGGAAGGGCUAAAAGAAACUGAUAUUGUUGAGGAAUAUCAAAGAGUAGUUGAUUUCGAGAACUUUAAUUGUAUCAGCUCUCAAAAACCGACUGACAGCAACUUGAAUAUAACUGAAAGGAAGGAGGAUAAAUUCGCAAAACUACACACCGAAGAUGUUAUUGAAAUGACAAUAUCGUCGCUUACUCAAUCGAAUGAAGACAGCGCAGAAAUCUAUCAGGAAGCUCUCUCUAGCUACGUCAUUUCUGAAACAAGUGACGGACCUGAAAUUUUUGAAUCAGCUCUGGACGAAUUGAAUCCCAACAAUGAAGUCAUCUUAAAUUCUAUUGCUGAACAACCAACGCCACGCUAUGACUUUACUGACAUUCCGCAGGAUACGCUUAUUUCGAAAUCAAAUUCUAGUUGCGACGUUCAAUAUGACACAACAAUAGAAACUUUAACAAUAUCGUCCUCAUGUUGGGAUGAAAAAGAUGCCCCGGAUGAUUCUGUGGAAAAAUACAACACCCGCGAUAUACAGGAGAUGCGGGAACAUCAAAGCUGUGAAGGUUUAGAUCCUCUCCAGGGGAUGUGUCUUGAACAAUAUGAAACAACGGAAAGAAAUUCGAAGCAUAUAUCGAUGAGUUCAAGUGAUAACUCCGAUUUAGAGGAGGAGGAUAGCGAGAGCCACCCAGUUGACGUUUGCUUUACAUUAGAUAAAGGGAGGUAUACUAUCUGAAAUUGUUGGAAAGGCUAAUAUUUUACUUUGCAUUUAGUGGAACUAAUAUUUAUUUAUAAAUAAAGGCUUUUCAGAACUUA